AUGAAGGUCAACACUGCCGGUGGACCGUCUAUCAUCUAUAACAGAUAUGCUAAGCGCAACGAGACUACCAUUCGAGGCGGUAAACUCUACUCUCCGGACCACGUCCAAGCAAGCGGGACCUGCGGCCGAGACAGUGACGUUCCAAGUGUGAAGUCGUGGAGCAGCUGGUCGUGGCGGGAAUUGGAGCUGGACCGCCACGCACGAGGGAUCUGA
Molecule: messenger RNA, 213 nt
Organism: Phytophthora infestans T30-4
Lineage: Eukaryota; Oomycota; Peronosporomycetes; Peronosporales; Peronosporaceae
Exons: 2
Coding region: 1-213 (70 amino acids)
Source: RefSeq, a predicted model, not a curated record